Messenger RNA from Scheffersomyces amazonensis, 1088 nucleotides. RefSeq lists its product as uncharacterized. The transcript has a single exon. The record is from RefSeq and is a predicted model, not a curated record. NCBI's taxonomy places the organism in Eukaryota, Fungi, Ascomycota, Pichiomycetes, Serinales, Debaryomycetaceae. Gene Ontology annotation, cellular component: nucleus. The coding region runs from base 91 to 999 and encodes 302 amino acids. Gene Ontology annotation, molecular function: NAD+ binding; protein-malonyllysine demalonylase activity; histone deacetylase activity, NAD-dependent.
GCACAGUGAAAAUUAAAUUAACUUUUGUUAGUAACAAGGAAUUUAUGGUAAGUUAAUUAUUAUGAUAACAAAUAAAAUAAUGAACCAAUAAUGAAUAAACAGUUGGUAGAAUUCCAAGAUUAUGUAGUAAAGGCUAAGAAGAUAGUAGCAUUGGUAGGAGCCGGAUUAUCAGUUUCAUCUGGAUUACCAACAUUUCGUGGAUCACAAGGAUUAUGGAAGAAUUUCAAUAUGAUUGAUUUAGCAACUCCUGAUGCAUUUUAUAUUGAUCCAGGAUUAGUAUGGCAAUUUUAUUCUUGGAGAAGAUAUGGAGCAUUAAAAGCUAAACCAAAUAAGGGUCAUUAUGCAUUAAGUAAAUUAUCUCAAUAUCAAGAUAUUGAAUAUAUUACAAUUACUCAAAAUGUUGAUGGAUUACUGAGUCGAAGUAAUCAUAAAAAAGAUAAUUUAUAUGAAAUUCAUGGAUCUUUAUUUGAAUUAAAAUGUACUAGUUUUAUGUGUAAUUAUGUUGAACGAGAUAAUUUUCAUAAUCCAUUAACAGAAGCUUUAAGAGAUACUGAAUAUGAAUUUGAUAAACAAAAUCGAAAACGUUCAUUAGAUACUGGUGAUGAAGAUGUUACUGUAUCACCUCAAUUCACUCCAGUUAAACAAUUAGCAGAACUGGAUUUACCUCAAUGUCCAGUAUGUAAAGAUGGAUCACUUUUACGACCUGGUGUCGUAUGGUUUGGAGAAUCAUUACCAUUACAAUUAUUAACAAGAAUAGAUAAUUUUAUUGAGUCUGGUAACUCAGUGGAUUUAAUAUUGGUUAUUGGAACUAGUGGUACAGUAUAUCCUGCCAAUAGUUAUGUCGAUAGAAUUAAAUUAAAAGGUGGUAAAGUAGCAAUUUUUAAUACUGAUAUAGAACCAGAAAUAUUACAGGGUAAAGUAGAAAAUACAUGGGGGUUUAAAGGUGAUGCAGCUGAAUUACUUCCUUUAGCAUUAAAACCUUUAAUAGGUGAUUUAUAAAUAUAUCAAUGAAUAAAUUGGGAGGAUGUAUACAAAUACAUACAAUGUAUAUACUUAUAUAAUGAAUUCGUAAGUGUCAUUAUCGUAGA